CUGGAGGGAUUCCUGGAGAAGCUGCAGUGUGGGGAUGCUCUAGACCGAGUACUGCCCUCGGUGUCUUUCCACCUCCUCCUUCUGCAGCGGCGGCGGCGGCGGCGGCAGCAGCACUUAGCAGCGCCAACUUGAGGCUGCACCCCGGGCCAGCCCCCCAGGGUGGUGCUCAACUGAGAGGGGGGCUCAGCGCCCCAAGGGGUGUGUGUAGGGUGGGGGUGGCCAGCUGGGACCAGCUGGUGGCCCUGAAAAACCUCCCACACACCCACACCCACACACCCCUUUUGUGUUGCAGGCUGCCCCUCCAAGAGCAGAGGCAGCAAGAGGACGUGUGUGUCUUGCACAGGUCCACGCGGGGAGAGCAGUGGGGACGGAGACCGGCACCACCUUCUGGUCCUCGCUCCAGAGAAAAAGAAUCUGAAAGGACAAAAUACCCCAGAAUUCCUAACAGAACGAUUCACCUGCACCUAAAAUGGUGAGCGAGAGUCAUCAUGAGGCACUGGCCGCCCCGCCAGUCACUACUGUUGCAACCGUUCUCCCCCAUAACGCCACAGAGCCAGCCAGUCCUGGGGAAGGAAAGGAAGAUGCCUUUUCCAAGCUGAAGGAGAAGUUUAUGAAUGAGCUGCAUAAAAUUCCAUUGCCACCGUGGGCCUUAAUUGCCAUAGCCAUAGUCGCUGUCCUUUUAGUCUUGACCUGCUGCUUUUGUAUCUGUAAGAAAUGUUUGUUCAAAAAGAAAAACAAGAAGAAGGGCAAAGAGAAGGGAGGGAAGAAUGCCAUUAACAUGAAAGAUGUGAAAGACUUAGGGAAGACCAUGAAAGAUCAGGCUCUAAAGGACGAUGAUGCCGAAACUGGAUUGACUGAUGGGGAAGAAAAAGAAGAACCCAAAGAAGAGGAGAAACUGGGAAAACUUCAAUAUUCACUGGAUUAUGAUUUCCAGAAUAACCAGCUGCUGGUAGGGAUUAUCCAAGCUGCUGAACUGCCUGCCUUAGACAUGGGGGGCACAUCUGAUCCCUAUGUCAAAGUGUUUCUGCUGCCUGAUAAAAAGAAGAAAUUUGAGACAAAAGUCCACCGAAAGACCCUUAAUCCUGUCUUCAAUGAGCAAUUUACUUUCAAGGUGCCCUACUCAGAAUUGGGUGGCAAGACCCUGGUGAUGGCCGUGUAUGACUUUGACCGUUUCUCUAAGCAUGACAUCAUUGGGGAAUUUAAAGUCCCCAUGAACACAGUGGAUUUCGGUCACGUAACUGAGGAAUGGCGUGAUCUGCAGAGUGCCGAGAAGGAAGAGCAAGAGAAAUUGGGUGAUAUUUGCUUCUCCCUUCGCUAUGUACCGACUGCCGGCAAGCUGACUGUUGUCAUUCUGGAGGCAAAGAACCUGAAGAAGAUGGACGUGGGUGGCUUAUCUGAUCCUUAUGUGAAGAUCCAUCUGAUGCAGAAUGGCAAGAGGCUGAAGAAGAAAAAGACAACAAUUAAAAAGAACACACUUAACCCCUACUACAAUGAGUCAUUCAGCUUUGAAGUACCCUUUGAGCAAAUCCAGAAAGUGCAAGUGGUGGUAACUGUUUUGGACUAUGACAAGAUUGGCAAGAACGAUGCCAUCGGCAAAGUCUUUGUGGGCUACAAUAGCACCGGAGCAGAGCUGCGACACUGGUCAGACAUGCUGGCCAACCCCAGGCGACCCAUUGCCCAGUGGCACACCCUACAGGUAGAGGAGGAAGUUGACGCCAUGCUGGCGGUCAAGAAGUAAAGGAAAGAAGCCUUUCUGCGUUUGCCCACAUAGUGCUCUUUAGCCAGUAUCUGUAAAUACCUCAGUAAUAUGGGUCCUUUCAUCUAUCCAGCCAUGCAUUCCUAACACAACUCUGUGGUACUUCAAAUCCUGUUUUAAUUUGCACAAAUUUAAACGUAGAGAGCCCCUAAGCCCUUCAUUAUGCCACUGCCCUCCAAAUCUACUCUUCUUUUAAGCAAUAUGAUGUGUAGAUAGAGCAUGACUGAAAUUAUUUAUUGUAUCACACUGUUGUAUAUACCAGUAUGCUGAAGAUUUAUUUCUAGUUUGUGUAUUUGUAUGUUGUUAGCGUUUCCUAAUCUGUGUAUAUCUAGAUGUUUUUAAUAAGAUGUUCUAUUUUAAAUUAUGUAAAUUGACUGAAAUAUAGGAGAGCUGAUAAUAUAUUAUAUGGUAAAUAUAGUAUUGUCUGCAUUCCAGCAAAAAUAUCAACUUGUAAGGCACUAGUACAGUCAAACUGACAUCUUAAAGGACAACUUAAACCUGAGCUUUCUACCAAUCAUUUGAGAACCAAGAUACACUGACACCACAUAUUUGGUGGGUGAAUCCAAUUUUGUAGAAUUUCUUCACAGGCAAAUUAGCAUGAUCUGAACAGCAUCCAGACUGACCUCCAGGAAGCAUAGCCACAAAGCAGAACAGCGUCUGUCUGUACACAUCUACAAAGCUAAAACCAGGGCUUCACUCCUACAUUCAAGGAAGCAACUGAACAGGAGUCAAAGAUUUCAUAUUACUGCAUAUAGAGUAACAAAACGACGGUGUUCCGUGUGUGUGUAUGUGUGGGGGGUGUGGGUGUGGGUGUAUGGGUGUGUGGGUGCAUUUGUUUGGGGACGGGGUGGGUGGGAAGAAGCUGAGAAUUCAGCAUUUCUGAAAUAUUGCCUGACUAUUUAAAAAGAAAAAAAAAGUAGCUCUCCGUUAUCACCUUUAUACAAACGUGCAUCCUGUGAAUUCUGUUCCAGAUUUCAUACCUAUAAUAAUUCCAAAAGGUUUGCACAUUAGACUUUGUAACAAAAUAUUUUAUUAUACAAAACCAUAUUAGAAGGAAUGCAGAAUAUUUUUAACACAGCAAUCUGUGCUUAUUACACAAAAUUACUUUGUGGUAAACAGACAGUAUUGUAAUCCCAUCAAAAGAUGAAAAAAUAAACAAUUAGCCAUAGUUCUGAAUGCACUUCAAUUAAGCCAAAACAGCUAGUGAUCUUUUUAUAUGCUCUUUUUACUUAAAUAAGUUUUAAUUUGUCCUUUAAAAAAAAAAAAAAAAAGGUGAAACAAUACCAAGAACAAGUUCUAGCAAACUGGAGCAACCUCUUAUGUAUACUAGAUGCUUGAUUUAGGAGGAGUUUUUAAUGUUCUCAAUGUCAUUAUGUAGUAAAUGGCACUAUUAUGAAGCUACUAGUCAUUCCAUAAGAGUCUUCAAGGACUGCUCUGUGUAACACUGUGACUGCCGUGUGUGCUUAGACACGUAGUUUCCUCAGUGGAUAGCACUCAAUUUAUUCCGUAGUGAUGUUGUAACAAUACUGCCAUUCCCUUCUACUGCACUGCCCAAGGUGUGUGUAGCACAAACAGUUCUCAUUACAAAGGACCAAUUCAGAACUGAAAAGCUAUGCAUAGGACAAGAAAGAUACAUAGACUGGGGUGGAACACACAGCAUUUUGUCAAGCACUGUGCAAUCUUCCAUGUUUUUCCCCACUCUGGUAGACGACCGCUUUGUGGAAGGGCAGCCGAUUAGCUCACGCUGCAUCCACGCACUUCCGUGGCCCAUCGCAGCUCCUAGGCCACAGACAGCAGUGACGCGCUGAGGUGAAAGUUUGUCUUCACGAAUACCAAAACAAGACGGAGGAAAACCGAGCAUUAGCCUCGUGUUCAGACUUUAGGAUACCAUGCCGCGUUUUUCAAAAACUGCAGAGAAUUCAAAAAGGGCUGAUGGGAGGCUUCACUGCACCGGCCUGGCUGUUUUCCUGAUAAAACUAGAAUUCCUGUCAUUCUUCUUUUCUCAUCAAAGAAGAGGCAAGCCCUUGGCCUUUCAGCCCAGUCACCACAGGCAAACUCGUCAGGACUGGGCCAGACACAAAGGACAAGGGAGUAUAACCUCUCUCUCUUCUGUGGAUGGUCCAUAUUUAAAAAAAAAAAAAA
Molecule: messenger RNA, 3898 nt
Organism: Mustela erminea (ermine)
Lineage: Eukaryota; Metazoa; Chordata; Mammalia; Carnivora; Mustelidae
Gene: SYT1
Product: synaptotagmin 1
Exons: 10
Coding region: 470-1738 (422 amino acids)
Biological process (GO): synaptic vesicle endocytosis; calcium ion-regulated exocytosis of neurotransmitter; regulation of dopamine secretion
Cellular component (GO): dense core granule; axon; synaptic vesicle membrane
Molecular function (GO): phosphatidylserine binding; calcium ion binding; syntaxin binding
Source: RefSeq, a predicted model, not a curated record